GUGGCGGUGUGGGGCUUCCUCACUAGAUGUUCCUUGGUGUGACGUAUUACAACAACAAGUGCUACUGGACCAAGUGAUAUGUGGCAUUAUCUGAUUGUGUAAAAUAGGGGAUUUGACACUGAAGUGUUUAUGUCGCAUUAUUACAUACAAAACUAUGAAUGGCUAAUAAUUAUGUAAUAUAAUUUAUCUCUUGGAGUAGGAAUACCUCUGCCAUGAUGUCUGGAACUAACAAAAGCGUAUUUUGGAUUACAUUUUUCGCAUUAAUUCUACUUGAGUCUCUUCCUUCCAUGUAUGGGCUAAAGCAAAGGAGUGCUCAUAUUAAAGAAGAGAUUGUGUCCACUCAGCUUUUAGCGGAGAUUGAUGAUGGAACUCUUUUGGUGUCAACACUGGAUGGUGCUCUUCAUGCCAUUACUAAAUCCUCAGGAGUACUCAAGUGGACACUCAGAGAUGAUCCAGUAAUCAUGAAUCCAACUGAUUCUUCACAGCCACCAUUACCACAGUUCUUCCCCAAUCCGCAAGAUGGAUCGUUAUACCGUUACACACUGGGUCGUAGUCGUGAGCCACUCAAGAAGUUGCCUUUCACCAUUCCCCAGCUUGUGGCUAACUCCCCAUGCCGUUCUAGUGAUGGCAUUUUCUAUCUUGGAAAGAAGACCGACUCCUGGGUAGGUGUUGAUUCCAUCACAGGCGAGAAGCAAUUAGUAUUGGGGGUUGACAAUGUGGAUCGCAAAUGCCCAAAACCCUCGCGCAAUACUGUCUACUUUGGUCGGACUGUAUAUAAUAUCAUUCUCUAUGAAGCUUCAAGUGGCAACAAGUGGAAUAUCAGUUUCUCAGAAUAUGCAACAAGUACUUCAUCAUCAAUUGUUGAAAACUAUGAUUUAGUUCACUACACAUCUACUGGUGAAGGGUCAAUCCUUACUGUGGACAAGCGAUCUGGUUCCCUGCUUUGGUCCCUGGAACUUGAUUCUCCACUUGUUGUCAUGUAUCUAUUGGGUCCUGAAGGUGGAUUACUGACAGUCCCCAUGACAACUGUAGCACCCCAGACCCUAACUCAGUUUACAGAAGAGUUUAUGCAUCUCACAUAUCAGUCUGCGGAUGGCUCUGAUGGUCUACUCAUUAAAAAAUUAAGUAUUUUCUUUUCUAACAGCCCUACAAUCUAUAUUGGAGAAUGCAGUUCAGGUGUGUAUGCUGUUCCUGCCUUGGUGGAUGUUACCACAGCCACCAUAUCACAUAGAGGAUCACAACUCUUGUUGGAAGGACCACCUGGCUCCCGAGGGACACUUGGCUCUCGCGAUUUUAAAAGCACUGGUGAUACAGAAGAAAAAAAGAAACCGGAAGUCCUUUUGCUGGGUUACUAUGAGAUUCCUGAGAAUGUGAAAGCAGAUUUGGCCAAAGUAAGUCCAGAGGAGGUGGCGGCAAUCAAUAACAACGUUGUACGUCUUGGCAUCACACAUGAAAAGAAUGAUAGUUUUUCAUCUGGACCUCGACAAAGUGUCUCUCAUCACAAUGAAGAUGAUGAUACCAUAAUUUGGGAUGGAUUGGAUCAGGUGAAGAGAAUGAAUGUAAGCUUUAUUACUUCUGGAAAAGUAUUAAAGUGGUGGGGAGCAGUGAUACAUACAAUGUGGCUGUGGUUCCUGUGUGAUACUGUCAACCUGCUGGUAGUCAUCUUCAUGCUGGGAUUUGGAAUAAUUGCUUUCCUUUUGUACAAACAAGCUCAGGAUUAUGCAAGGCUGACUCAAGAGAUGUCAUCUAGACGUCCAUGGUCACAAGGAUCUAACAGCUCUGGAGGCUCCUCUGGCAACAUCACAGCCUUAGCAGAGGAACUGGAUAAUGGAACUGUUAGUGUCGGCAAAAUCAUAUUUGAUCCACAGCAGUUGCUUGGGAAAGGCUGUGAUGGUACCUUUGUGUUCAAAGGUACAUUUGAUGGCCGAGCAGUGGCAGUCAAACGGGUCCUUCCUGACUGUUUCUCAAUUGCUGAUCGGGAAGUGGAACUUCUUCGGGAAAGUGAUCAGCAUCCACAUGUCAUCAGAUAUUUCUGCACUGAACAGUGUCGUCAAUUCCGUUACAUUGCAUUGGAACUAUGCAGUGCUACUCUGGAGGACUUCAUUCAGGACCGGGUUAAUGCAGACAUCAGUAUUCUCACCAUCCUCCAUCAGGCUACUUCAGGCUUGCAGCAUCUACACAACCUUGAUAUUGUGCAUCGAGAUGUCAAACCACACAAUGUACUGCUUUCCUUGCCAAGUAGUCGGGGACAGGUUCGAGCUAUGAUAUCUGAUUUUGGUCUGUGUAAACGUUUGGAAACUGGUCGUAUGUCAUUUUCAAAGCGAUCAGGAGUCACAGGAACAGAAGGCUGGAUUGCUCCUGAAAUGAUGCUCAACACAUCUAGGCCAACAUACAAAGUUGAUAUAUUUUCCCUUGGCUGUGUCUACUACUAUAUGCUAACUAAGGGGAAACAUCCAUUCGGCACAGUCCUUGAUCGCCAAUCCAACAUCAUAUCAGGAAAGUUUAAACUUGAUGACCUAAAUGAAGAAAAUGAUGUCAGUUGUAGAACGCUUAUUGAGAGAAUGGUGAGCAGCAAACCCUCUGAACGCCCUCCAACAUCAGCUGUUCUUAGGCAUCCAUUUUAUUGGAGCCCAGAGAAAGUGCUGGGCUUCUUUCAGGAUGCAAGUGACCGUGUAGAAAAGGAAGGUGGAGACAGCAUGGUUGUGAUGAACUUAGAACGUGGUGGUGUUGAGGUCGUACGUGGAGACUGGAGACAGCACAUGCAUCCCACCAUUGCAGAAGACCUACGUAGGUUUAGAGACUACAAAGGACGUUCCGUCAGAGAUCUACUCCGGGCCCUCAGAAACAAGAGGAAUCAUUACCGGGAGUUAAAAGAGGAGGCUCGACAGGUCUUUGGUCGCAUCCCAGAGGAGUUUGUUCAUUACUGGACUGAUCGCUUCCCAAAACUUUUGCUUCACUCAUGGUGUGCAAUGCAAUGUGUCAAGAAUGAGCCAAUCUUCAAUAAGUACUAUGACGAUUACUACAACUUCAGUCAGUACAGACCAGUACACAAGGAGAGGCUUUAACUUCAGGUCACCCUCAGCAUUUCCACCAAUCAAUACAGUGAGGCGGUCCUUGGCAACUUUGAAUCCCAGUGCGGUCUUUUCCUCCUUGAAGGCAUUUUCUUCCAGAAGAGUCCGGUCUCGUCCAAGUUGAUGACUUGCUUAGGACUGUACCCACCCUCCUUAAUUAUGGUUGCGAGAAACGGUGGGAACUUCUCUGCUGCUUCAUGGUCGGCUCUAGCUGAUUCUCCUCGUAUUUUUAGGUUGUGGAUUGAUAUAUGUUUCCUAAAUCUAUCAAACCAUCCACGGCUGGCACUGAACUCGGGUACAUUGGGUUUAUCUUUAGUUAUAUCUUUUCACAGCGGUCUUACCUUCUGUUGAAUCAUGCGUUGCGAUAAAGGUGGUUUAAGGCGCUGGGUCUGGUCGUCAACCCACGUGCUCAACAUCCGCUCCAUACUCUCCAUCUCAGCAUCAAGGAACCUCGUCACCUUCGUAGCCAUCAGUGGUGUUGCAGACCCAGCCAUCUCCUUGAUCUUGUGCACCGUAGAAGGAGCCAAGCCGUGCACACGCCCAAUCACUGACGUUCCUUCUCCGUGUUCAUGUCUUUUUACGAUAUCCAAUUUCACGUCCAACGUAACUGCCACACUUGAUCUCUUGGCAACAUUACUGGGAGUUUUAUUAGAUGGUUGCUUAGGCAUUGCGAGAUCACACAAAACACACGCCAGCACAUCUCAGACUGAGGCGAGCGGGAGCGUAUGGCGGAGGAAUACGUACACACGCUGUCCUAAUCUACGGUGGAGGUGCGGAUCAAAAUUUUUGCUCGUAAGAAUUUGCGAAUAAUCGGGGCAACCAUUGCGAAUAGUGGAAAUGAGUAACAAUAAAUUGUUUGUGGAUAAACGGUGUUACGAAUACCGAGGCUAUGAAUAAUGGGGUUUGCCUAUGCAGUAUAUUAUUCUAUCACAGAGCUUAGUACAGGAACACAACCCCCUUUUUACAUUAAUUUAUAUGGGAAAAUUGGUUUUGAUGAACGUAAUCCACCUAACAAAAGUGUUUUAGUGGAACCUAAAUUUUCAUUCAACAGGGACUUUCUGUAAUUGUAAUUUGACUUGAAAAUAAAAGUACAAGCUGUAUCAGAAGCUAAUCUCUUCCCUGAUAACUCUUCCUCUCCUGCCAACUGACAUCAAGGUUAGCUUUCUACCUAUUUUUCAUUCUUUAUUAUUAUAUUCUACUAUGAUCAGCCUCUUAUGACAUACGAUUCAUUAUGAAUAAUAUAAAGUCUUCAAUAACAGAUAAAAUAUAAUAUAUAAUUUGUAUUUUGACUUGAGAAUAAAAGGAUACGUUGUAUCGAAGGUGACGUCUCACUUUAUCUUCUCUCUCUCCUCCCUCCCACAUCACAGUAACCUAACAAAAGAAUUCAUUAUGAGAGAAGCCAUUUAUUAUGGUGAGAAGUAAAAUAAAUACAAGGUAUCAGGAUGAAGUUAUUUACUAAACUGUAUACUGUACUUUGUUAUUUUUAUUUUAAAAUACCGUAAUGGAGACUCACACUUUAUAGAGCUUGUUUUACGAGGAGUGAGGGUUUGAAUCAUGACCUCCCAAAUACAGGUGUCCGCAGAUGGUUGUUUUCUCCAGUAAACAUAUAGCACAAACAAAAAUUUGAAGAACACCUUGUGCACAUGUUGGCAGGCCUGCUGAAUCGAAAUAUUUUCAGUUAGCCCAAAGAAAUUUUCACUUGCCCAUAAUUGUUUUCUAAAUGUGUGGGGAUAUCUUUUAAAAUUCUUAAUUGCAAAAACAGUGGUCCAUAAAAUGGAUAAAUCUGGUGGUGAUGGAGUGUGGCAGGUUGUGUGUGUGUGUGUGUGUGACAUGGAUGAUGCAAUGUGCCCUCUUCUUCUGCUCUCUUCCCAGGAGGAUUACCAUAACCUUUGUUUAAAUUAUUUUACUUAAAAUCUCACCAUUUUUCUGUGGUUGAAUGUGUGUUGAAAUUAAAGCCUGGGUUGACAGUUUUUUAUAAUAACCUGAAUUUAUUCAUUGCUAGUGUACAAAAAUAAUUACUACACGUCCACUCACUAUCUUUUCCUGUGUUGGUAGUGCCUCAAUGAGUCAGCUGACGGGCAUUAAUCAUUAUUUAUGCAUUCUCAUGCAGAUUGAAGAGCUGUUCAAUAUUUUACCUUUCAAAAUCAUAGCAUCUACUUACUGGGUCUCCUUCACUUUUGCAUCACACAAAAUUAUCACUCGCCUGACAGAAAUGUGAGUUUUUAAUCUGACUCGCCACAAGGAUUUUUCACUCUCCACGGGCAAGUAUGAUUGGGCAGCCUCUGUUGGUGGUACAUGCCUACCCACUAAACAUGGAGAAGCACUUCUACUAUUUAUACUAUGGGUAAAUGCUUUACAGUAUAAAGCAGUCAUAUCACUGAAAACAGUUAUCAACAGCCAGACUUAUGUCUGAUUUUCCAGAAACAGUCUAGAUAAGGUAGGUAGUAGGUAGUAGGCAGCUAUCAAACAGGGAGAUACAACCGCCUGGGAAGAUAUUGGAA
Molecule: messenger RNA, 5572 nt
Organism: Homarus americanus (American lobster)
Lineage: Eukaryota; Metazoa; Arthropoda; Malacostraca; Decapoda; Nephropidae
Gene: Ire1
Product: serine/threonine-protein kinase/endoribonuclease IRE1-like
Exons: 19
Coding region: 213-3065 (950 amino acids)
Biological process (GO): protein phosphorylation; IRE1-mediated unfolded protein response; mRNA processing
Cellular component (GO): IRE1-TRAF2-ASK1 complex
Molecular function (GO): ATP binding; RNA endonuclease activity; protein serine/threonine kinase activity
Source: RefSeq, a predicted model, not a curated record